Molecule: messenger RNA, 24309 nt
Organism: Coregonus sp. 'balchen'
Lineage: Eukaryota; Metazoa; Chordata; Actinopteri; Salmoniformes; Salmonidae
Source: the annotation of a GenBank genome assembly
AGAAUGCCACGGAUGGCGGCCUGCAGGCUGAGGACUGGACCCUCAACAUGGAGAUCUGUGACAUCAUCAACGAGACGGAGGAAGGGUGAGCUACUGACUACAUCACAUACACCAACACUUUCCCCUGACUGAUUGAUUACUAACUGCUGAAGACGACUUACUGCUAAAGACGGACUACUGGCUGAAGACGACUUACUGGCUGAAAGACGGACGACUGCUAAAGCGCUGACUGCUGAAGACGACUGACUGGCUGAAAGACGGACUAACUGACUGAAAGACGGGCUACCUGAUUGACUAACUGGCUGAAAGACGGACUAACUGAUUGACUAACUGGCUGAAAGAUGGACUAACUGAUUGACUAACUGGCUGAAAGACGGACUUACUGGCUGAAAGACGGACUUACUGGCUGAAAGACGGACUUACUGGCUGAAAGACGGACUUACUGGCUGAAAGACGGACUACUGACUGAAAGACGGACUAACUGAUUGACUAACUGGCUGAAAGACGGACUAACUGAUUGACUAACUGGCUGAAAGAUGGACUAACUGACUGAAAGACGGACUAACUGAUUGACUAACUGGCUGAAAAGAUAUGAUGACUAACUGGAUGAAACGACUUACUGGCUGAAAGACGAGACUUACUGGCUGAAAGACGGACUUACUGGCUGAAAGACGGACUUACUGGCUGAAAGACGGACUUACUGGCUGAAAGACGGACUGACUCACUGCUUGCCUUACUGACUGACUGAACAAGUCACUUGCACAAACACAAACCACUUAUUACACUCAAAAAUAACAAAUAGUGUGCACAAAUACAAUACAACUUUAUUGUCCAUUAGUUACAGCGAACAACAGACAUUUGUCUUCUGCUCUGCUCUCAAACGCCCUACACGGCACACAUCACACAUACAGUCGAGACAAGCACAGGGUCAAGCUGCAGUGCAGACAGAAGGGAACGGGAAAAUGCAAUUUUUUAGCUUAAUGAGAUGAAAGUUGUUGUUGACCCUCCUGAAAUCGGUUGAGUCUGUUGCUGUGGCCUUUAGGAACAACUGGAGGGAUUCAAACCCUCUACAAUUAUUUCCUCUUCCCCGAAUCAUUCUUCUGCUUCCCCUUUCUCUCUUUUUUCUCUCCCUUUCUGUCUCUCACAUUCCUCAUGCCCACAUGCACUCAAGCUUUGGCACACACACACACACACAUACACACUCACUCGCAGCCCCAGUCAGUCUAUUCUGCUUGACUGAACACUGGACUGUCUUGUGUUCCAGUCACAGUGGUUAACAGGUCAGGUCUGACUGUCUGCUGGCUAGCUGUCUGACGUCCUGGAAGAACACAAGACUUCAGUACAAUUCAGGGAAAAAAAUGACCCAUGUCUUAAUAUAUAUAUAAAUCAGGUUGAGAGAAUGCCAAGAGUGUGCAAAGCUGUCAUCAAGGUAAAGGGUGGCUAUUUGAAGAAUCUCAAAUAUAAAAUAUAUUUUGAUUUAACACUUUGUGGUUACUAAAUGAGUCAACGUGUGUUAUUUCAUAGUUUUGAUGUCUUCACUAUUAUUCUACAAUGUAAAAUGUUUUACAAAUAAAGAAAAGCUCUUGAAUGAGUAGGUGUGUCCAAACGUUUGACUGGUAGUGUACAUUUGGAAGGAAUGCCAGCUAGCAGCAAGACUAACUUUUGAGGUCAAUUAUUAUAUAGUCCCCCCGCUCACUCUCUUUCCACUAAUGCCGCUUAUCAGACAGAUAAACAGACUGCCUACCUGAAACUUCUGGAAGUGGAACUUUUGACAUGAGGUAGCACACACCAGUAUUCCCUAAGUUCCUCUCUUUCUAUAGUCUUUUCGUGUCUGAAGUCUGAAGGCCUCAACUCCCUCCCAUAGGAGCCACUAGUGUCAGUGAGAAAGCAUAUCAGUGAGAGACUGACUGUCAGUGAGACUACUGCCUGAGCACCCCUCCGUUAAUGUUUUAUGUACUGCAUACACUCAGCCGUGGCUGUCACAGACAGUGAUAUACACACUCUCAUCUCUCCUCUGAAACAUCACAGAGCUCCAGAGUUCAUUAAGAGGUUCAUGGAAGCUCAUUACCUCAACUGUAGCACAGAGAGAGAGAGGGAGAGCUUUCUCUAUUAAGAUUAGCUUUGAUAUUUCUAUAGGGCAGGCAGACAGGCAGGCAAACAGACAGGCAGGCAGGGGCAGGCAGGCAGGCAGGCAGAAAGACCGAUAUACAGGCUCAGAUCUAUGUGAUGCUUUUUUUAAAGGCCAAUGCAGCUGAUUUUAUUUCAAUGUCAAAUCAUUUCUGGGUAAAAUUAAGUACAGUGGCUUGCGAAAGUAUUCACCCCCCUUGACAUUUCUUCUAUUUUGUUGCCUUACAACCUGGAAUUAAAAUGGAUUUUUGGGGGGUUUGUAUAAUUUAACAUGCCUAACACUUUGAAGAUGCAAAAUAUUUUUGAUUGUGAAACAAAUAAAACAGAACUUGAGCGUGCAUAACUAUUCACACCCCCAAAGGCAAUACUUUGUAGAGCCACCUUUUGCAGCAAUUACAGCUGCAAGUCUCUUGGGGUAUGUCUCUAUAAGCUUGGCACAUCUAGCCACUGGGAUUUUUGCCCAUUCUUCAAGGCAAAACUGCUCCAGCUCCUUCAAGUUGGAUGGGUUCCGCUGGUGUACAGCAAUCUUUAAGUCAUACCACAGAUUCUCAAUUGGAUUGAAGUCUGGGCUUUGACUAGGCCAUUCCAAGACAUUUAAAUGUUUCCCCUUAAACCACUCGAGUGUUGCUUUAGCAGUAUGCUUAGGGUCAUUGUCCUGCUGGAAGGUGAACCUCCGUCCCAGUCUCAAAUCUCUGGAAGACUGAAACAGGUUUCCCUCAAGAAUUUCCCUGUAUUUAGUGCCAUCCAUCAUUCCUUCAAUUCUGACCAGUUUCCCAGUCCCUGCCGAUGAAAAACAUCCCCACAGCAUGAUGCUGCCACCACCAUGCUUCACUGUGGGGAUGGUGUUCUCGGGGUGAUGAGAGGUGUUGGGUUUGCGCCAGACAUAGCGUUUUCCUUGAUGGCCAAAAAGCUACAUUUUAGUCUCAUCUGACCAGAGUACCUUCUUCCAUAUGUUUGGGGAGUCUCCCACAUGCCUUUUGGUGAACACCAAACGUGUUUGCUUAUUUUUUUCUUUAAGCAAUGGCUUUUUUCUGGCCACUCUUCCGUAAAGCCCAGCUCUGUGGAGUGUACGGCUUAAAGUGGUCCUAUGGACAGAUACUCCAAUCUCCGCUGUGGAGCUUGGCAGCUCCUUCAGGGUUAUCUUUGGUGUCUUUGUUGCCUCUCUGAUUAAUGCCCUCCUUGCCUAGUCUGUGAGUUUUGGUGGGCGGCCCUCUCUUGGCAGGUUUGUUGUGGUGCCAUAUUCUUUCAAUUUUUUUAUAAUGGAUUUAAUGGUGCUCCGUGGGAUGUUCAAAGUUUCGGAUAUUUUUUUAUAAUCCAGCCCUGAUCUGUACUUCUCCACAACUUUGUCCCUGACCUGUUUGGAGAGCUCCUUGGUCUUCAUGGUGCUUGGUGGUGCCCCUUGCUUAGUGGUGUUGCAGACUCUGGGGCCUUUCAGAACAGGUGUAUAUAUACUGAGAUCAUGUGACACUUAGAUUGCACACAGGUGGACUUUAUUGAACUAAUUAUGUGACUUCUGAAGGUAAUUGGUUGCACCAGAUCUUAUUUAGGGGCUUCAUAGCAAAGGGGGUGAAUACAUAUGCACGCACCACUUUUCCGUUAUUUAUUUUUUGGAAUUAUUUGAAACAAGUUAUAUAUUACACCAAUUUGGACUAUUUUGUGUAUGUCCAUUACAUGAAAUCCAAAUAAAAAUAAAAUACAAUUACAGGUUGUAAUGCAACAAAAUAGGACACACGCCAAGGGGGAUGAAUACUUUUGCAAGGCCCUGUACAUUACUGUAGUAAUAGUUGUUAAUUAAAAUGGUAAGAAAGAACCAAAAAUUGCUUUUUAGCAAAAAAAUAUUUCUCAAGCAAGACUUUUGCUAGGACCUUAUGAGAGCUGGUCUGAGAAAGGGCCUAAUGGGGGGGAUAUGUAACCUGAAAACUAGCUGUUAUUGGUUUGGAACUCUUUGUUAUUGGUCUAUUAACUUAUACUGCUUAGUGAUCUCACCAGCCAAGCCAAAACUCCAACCAUGCAAAACCUGCUGAUUUUAGAAGGUUAAAAAUUUAUAUUUUUAACCAGCAACUAUAAGGACAUAACACUGAUCACAUUAUUUCAAACUUUUACAGUGUUAGUUUUAUCAGCUGUUGUACAAUAUGAUAUAAAAAACUGAGUUUUGACUGUACUGGGCCUUUGAAGUGUGUGUGUGUUUUAGACUGUUAGGUAGUAAACAAUGUGUGGUUGUUGCCCCACGGAGGCAAGAUAUUUACUGCUAGUUGCCUUGUGACGUCCCACCUGCACACGACUUCAUACAAAAUCAACAACACCACAGCUAAGAUGGGUUAGGUCAAUAAAAACAACGGUGUGAGUUGAGUUGAUAGCAUGACCAAAGUCCUAUGCUAAUCCAAGAAUGCCAUGCAUACUUUUACUUUACAUUAAGAUUAGCUGCUUAACCAUAUAAUUACUUACAGGAUGCUAUUUAACAGGAUCUCUGUGCUUAGCUACGUUUCUGUGUUGUGUUCCUGCAGGCCUAAAGACGCCAUCCGAGCACUGAAGAAGAGACUAAGUGGGAACAGGAACUACCGGGAGGUGAUGCUAGGAUUGACGGUGAGACAGGCUCUACUGAGGUUCCCAACGUGACCCACCUAAAUCUUUUCAGAUGAUAAAGAGGGUGUGUGGUGUUGAAAAGCCUAAAACAUGCAGGUUAAAUCACUGAUCAUGUGUGCAAGUGCAUCUGGAGACCCACCGGUAGAACCUGACCCCAGACCAAUCAAAUCAAGCAAUCAAUCAAAUGUAUAUUAUAAAGCCCUUCUUACAGCGGCAGUUGUCACAAAGCACUCAAGACCCACCAUUUGGAAAACACUGGAUGAGCACACCAGCAGGGACAGAGAGAGAAUACGUCCAGAGCUAGGCCUAGAUCCAAACAAUGCUUACUGCCUGAACUUACCCUCAACAACAACCGAGUCUAGGGGAAGCGAAACAAACAAAUAGACCUUUCACAUUUAGAGCACACUUACCACAUUUGCAAACACGCCUGCAUGCUUAACUAGGACAGUGCUAUUAUCUGUUACACUUGUUCUUCAAUCCUGAGCUUCCAAAAGCCACCUAUACAGACACACACACGUUCAUGAAUUAGCUGGGGGGUAUGGGGUAGCACUCGUAAUACUUGAUCUGUCGAGUAUUGUCUGCUGUGUCUUCUCCCUCAGGCGAUUUCUCAUCUGUUAUGUUUUUUUCUCUCUUCCUAUUUUAUUUUGUUUAUGUGUUUCUUGCUUUUUUAGCUACAUCCAUCCAGCCCUUUGAUCUGUGUGCUAGUUAAAAGCUCCUGUAUUCCGUGUCAGAUGAAAGAAGUCAGAUCUUUGUGAAUAUCUGAGCACACAUCUCUCUAGGGAGAUUCUCUCUAUCAUUCUUUCUCUUUCUCUCAUCCUAAUGUUUUACCUCUCUCUCUCUCUCUGCAUGUACUGCAGUUUUAUGUCUGUGUGUUUCUUGGUUUCUCUGUGUUGUGGUCAGCUAAUGGAGGCAAGUAUGACAGCACUCCAUUCUAUCCCAGCUCUGUCUUGAGAUUAAUAGAGUCAAUGAGUAGAAUGUUGAAACAUGUCUUACUACAGUAACAUAUGGACCUUCUUUUUGGACCAUAUGACAUGUUCACAUGGAACCUUUAUAAAGUGAUGUUGUUCCAGAGAACUAGAAUAUGAGAAUAUCCUUUCUGGCGGGGUCGGAGGGGGGGGGGGUUGGGGAUGAGGGGGGGGGGGCGGCGGGGGAGGUAGGGGAGGAGGGCGUGGAGGGAGGAGGCAGGAGGGGGUCGGGGGGGGGGGUGUAGUGAGAUGAGUGGCGUUGAUCGGAUAGGAGUUAUGGAUGUCUGAGUUGAGGCGGGAUGUUAGGAUCUUUCUUUUUGCGUUUUUUCGUUAUUUCGUUUUCUUUCUUUCUUUUCUUUUUUCUUCUUUCUUUCGUUCUUUCUUUUUUCUUUCUUUCUUCUUUCUUUUUCUUUCUUUCUUUCUUUCUUUCUUUCUUUCUUUCUUUCUUUCUUUCUUUCUUUCUUUCUUUCUUUCUCUCUCCAGGUGUUGGAGACGUGUGUAAAGAACUGCGGCCACCGGUUUCACGUCUUCGUGGCUAACCGGGAUUUCAUUGAUGGUGUCCUCGUCAAAAUCAUCUCCCCCAAAACCAACCCCCCCACCAUCGUACAGGAAAAAGUCCUGGCUCUGAUCCAGGUACAGCACAUAAUAUCUAUCUAAGAAACCCCUAGGUACUUUUCCAUCUGAGAGGAGUGGAUAGGUAUAAGUAACUUGGUGAACAUUUCACCAAGCCCAUCAGAGAGCAAGGUGGAGCUACAACCUCCCAUCUCUCACGCAUUAGACAGAGCUAUAAGAGGCCAGGCUACAGCAGUUAUGAAAACCCUACAUCCAAAAUUAGUCCAGACACCUCAAACAAACCCCUCUAAAUACAGUGAGAGGAGGAGAGAGGACACCUUCUACCUGAGCAGCUCCAGGCAGGUAACCAGAGACCGAACACACAAACACACAGGACUGAUGUCAGCAACACAACACCUGGGCCCCUCACCAUUUGGCCUUCAUCUAGCCACUCCUCUCAGAUGUCCACCAGUGCCUAGGAUGUAGCGGCUAGGGGUUGUUUCCGGACACGGCCUUAUUCUGUGUUUGUCUGUGUGUUGCCAGGCCUGGGCGGAUGCCUUCAGGAGUAGCCCUGACCUGACGGGGGUGGUCCAUAUUUAUGAGGAGCUGAAGAGGAAAGGCAUCGAGUUCCCCAUGGCUGACCUGGACGCUCUGUCACCCAUCCACACACCACAUAGGGUGAGACCCAACACGCACACACACACACACACACACCACAGAGGGUGAGACCCAACACGCACACACACACAUCACACCACAGAGGGUGAGACCCAACAUGCACACACACACACACACCACAGAGGGUGAGACCCAACACGCACACACACACACACACACACCACAGAGGGUGAGACCCAACACGCCACACACACACACACACCACAGAGGGUGAGACCCAACACGCACACACACACACACACCACAGAGGGUGAGACCCAACACGCACACACACACAUCACACCACAGAGGGUGAGACCCAACACGCACACACACAUCACACCACAGAGGGUGAGACCCAACACACACCACACAUCACACCACAGAGGGUGAGACCCAACACACACACACACAUCACACCACAGAGGGUGAGACCCAACACACACACGCAUAUAUGAACGCAUGCUACAGAGGGUGCCACAAACACACACAAGCAUGCACGCACCCACGCUACAGAGAUAAAAUAAUCUGAAGCAGUGACCAUACUGCCGUAGUAGCAGCACUGUACUAACUAACUUCAUGUUGUGUUCUCUCUACAGGGUCUACCAGAGGUGGACCCGGCUGUACUAAAGUACAAAGCCCCCGUCCAGCCCCACGCUGCAGCCACAGCCACAGCUACAGCCACCCUCCCCAAGCCUGCAGCCGCCCCGGCUCCAGCCCCAGCCCCCGCCGCUCUCACCCCCGUCCUACAGAUACCACACAUCCCCAACGUACAGGGCCCCAUCACCGCCAACCCUGAACAGGUGAGGAUAAAGAUGGCCUCUGAAGGCUAAUGUUAAACUACUACCAGGGUCAUGUUCAUUAGGCCCAAAACGGAAGAAAACAGACUGGAACAGAGGGAGGGGGUGGCUACCUAGACGUUGCCCAAUAAGAAACCAAGUAUCGCCUGUCCUGAGGGUUGCGUCGAAGAACUUGAUAUGCAUAAUAUGGGGGUGCAUCUCACUAGUGUUAAGGUGCUUCCUCUUCUCUCCUCCUCUUCCCCUCCUCUCCUCUCCUCUUCUUCCCUUACUCUCCUUCAAUUGCCCACUGCACUGGAAUGACAUAUGUGAGAACCAUAUGGCACUUGUUUUCACCUAUCAAGUUCUAAUAGAUUAGUGAGGAUGAAGGAAAGGAUAUUAGAAGAUGAGGAGGAAGCCACUUUGACAAUUGAGACGCAUCCUGUAGGCCUUUAUGCACAAUCUUGGGCCCUCUUUGAAAACUGUCAACAUACUGCCUUCCUUCCUCCCCUCCUUGGAGUUAUCAUUACAUUUACAUUUUAGUCAUUUAGCAGACGCUCUUAUCCAGAGCGACAUACAGUUAGUGAGUUUAUCACUGAUGUAACAUACUGAGAUAGGCGAAAGCAAGGGUGCCUCCACUUAGCUUUGAUCAGAUCAGGGAAGACUUUCUCUCUCUGACCCUUGACCCCUGUGUGUCCUCCUCAGAUCGCCCGGCUGCGCAGUGAACUGGACAUUGUGAGGGGAAACACCAAAGUGAUGUCAGAGAUGCUGACGGAGAUGGUGCCUGGACAGGAGGACUCCUCGGACCUGGAACUCCUUCAGGUCAGAAUAUAAACUACACCCAGCAUAGAAAUACAAUUACAGAACAUUGACUUGAAUGGGGAUGCCGUUCUAGUAAUUAUAUUUCUAAAACUCCAGGUCAGAUACUACAUCCCCCAUAGAAAUAGAAUUACAACACAACAUUGACUUGAAUGGGGAUGUCCAUUCUAGUAAUUAUAUUUAUCUGACGCCCUUAUACUACAAAAAAUAUAUCACUGUAUUGGUCCAAACUGUGGAAGCUUUUCAUCAUGGAGAAUUUGAGACAGCUGUGUACUGCACGCAAAAAAUUAAUAAAAGGAAUUCACCAGUAGCGCUCCAUCUGUUUUUAGUUUUUAUUUUACCCCUAAAUACAAGUAUAAACCUUCCCUGCUGUAGUCACCCUGCUGCUCAACUGAAAUGUGUUGGAACUCAUUUAUCCCACUAGGGGGAGUCGUACCAUCAUAGUACCACCACUCUACAUUUUACAUUUACAUUUUAGUCAUUUAGCAGACACUCUUAUCCAGAGCGACUUACAGUUAGUGAGUGCAUACAUUUUCAUACUGGCCCCCCAUGGGAAACGAACCCACAACCCUGGCGUUGCAAGCACCAUGCUCUACCAACUGAGCUACAGGGGACUCUAGAGGGAGUAGUAUCACCAUAGUACCACCACUCUAGAGGGAGUAGUCAGUACCACCACCUAGGGAGGUACCUACCACUAGUACCACCACUCUAGAGGGGAAAUAGUACCACCAUAGUACCACCACUCUAGAGGGAGUAGUACCACAUAGUACCACCACUAGGGGAGUAGUACCACCAUAGUACCACCACUCUAGAGGGAGUAGUACCACCAUAGUACCACCACUCUAGAGGGAGUACUACCACCAUAGUACCACCACUCUAGAGGGAGUAGUACCACCAUAGUACCACCACUCUAGAGGGAGUAGUACCACCAUAGUACCACCAUAGUACCACCACUCUAGAGGGAGUAGUACCACCAUAGUACCACCACUCUAGAGGGAGUAGUACCACCAUAGUACCACCACUCUAGAGGGAGUAGUACCACCAUAGUACCACCACUCUAGAGGGAGUAGUACCAUAGUACCACCAUAGUACCACCACUCUAGAGGGAGUAGUACCACCAUAGUACCACCACUCUAGAGGGAGAUAGUACCACCAUAGUACCACACACUUAGAGGGAGUAGUACACCAUAGUGACCACCACUCUAGAGGGAGUAGUACACCAUAGACCACCAUAAGUUACACAACCACUCUAGAGGGGAGUAGUAUCACCAUAGUACCACCACUCUAGAGGGGAGUAGUACCACCAUAGUACCACCACUCUAGAGGGAGUAGUACCACCAUAGUACCACCACUCUAGAGGGAGUAGUACUACACCAUAGUACCACCACUCUAGAGGGAGUAGUACCACCAUAGGACCACCACUCUAGAGGGAGUAGUACCACCAUAGUACCACCACUCUAGAGGGAGUAGUAUCACCAUAGGACCACCACUCUAGAGGGAGUAGUACCACCAUAGGACCACCACUCUAGGGGGAGUAGUACCACCAUAGUACCACCACUCUAGAGGGAGUAGUACACCAUAGUACCACCACUCUAGAGGGAGUAGUAUCACCAUAGUACCACCACUCUAGAGGGAGUAGUAUCACCAUAGGACCACCACUCUAGAGGGAGUAGUAUCACCAUAGGACCACCACUCUAGAGGGAGUAGUACCACCAUACUACCACCACUCUAGAGGGAGUAGUAUCACCAUAGUACCACCACUCUAGAGGGAGUAGUACCACCACUCUAGAGGGAGUAGUAUCACCAUAGUACCACCACUCUAGAGGGAGGAGGAGUGAAUGCUAAAUAUUACUGUACUGUACUUUCUUAAGUGACAGUUGGUGUAGGGUGAAGUUGCCCCUAGAUGCUGAUCUUGGGUCAGUUUAGCAUUUAAUUGGUUGAGGUGAAGCUGAUCCUAGAUCUGUACCUAGGGCUCGAUUCAAACCGCAACACCGAAGUUUUUUGUAUUUUACCUUUAUUUAACUAGGCAAGUCAGUUAAGAACAAAUUCUUAUUUACAAUGACGGCCUACACCGGCCAAACCCGGACGACGCUGGGCCAAUUGUGCGCCGCCCUAUGGGACUCCCAAUCACGGCCGGUUGUGAUACAGCCUGGAAUCGAACCAGGGGGUCUGUAGUGACGCCUCAAGCACUGAGAUGCAGUGCCUUAGACCACUGCGCCACUUGGGAGCCCAAGCAUGCUUGAAAUUUUAAAGGUAGUUUCCGAUUGAGCCGACAUGCAGCGUUUACCGUGAAUGCAGUCUCCGUGAACGCGGGAAGAUUGCCUUGAAAUUUCAAUCGCGCUGUAGCUCUGAACUUUCGGCGAUACGGAUUGAAUCGAGCCCCUAUAGGGGAAACUUCACUCCGCAGCGUGACAGACCACUGCCUGUGGUCAAAUUCCAAGAACUGACCACUAAGCACGCUCUCAGAACCUCAAAGAGAAUGUAAGCUUCAGUGUUUUAAUUAAAUCCCCUACAGAAUCCGGGUCUUGUGACACAUACCACAUAACCACUAGGCUUGAUAAAGCAGAGCUGGCUGAGCUGUAGCGUUUCAGUAUUGCUCCAAGCACUGAACCAAUAGACUAGAAUCAAUGUGGUUCUCAAUUAAGCAAAGGUGGGUCGUAUUCAUUAGGCACCAAUGGAAGAAAACAUAUUGAAACAGGGAGGGACUACCUGAAACACACAUUUUUGCUACGUUGUGCCCCAAUGAAUACGACACUGGAUACCCUUUGUAGUUCAGACUGAGGUGAUAGAUAGGUAUUUGAAUCAGGUGACCUUUCCACUGUUUUGUGAGGUGACUUUAGGUAAUACAGUUAAACUGUGAUUCAAAAAAUGUAAUGUAAGUGUUGUGAUUUCUCUUACUCAGUAACACAACUGAGUCUAAUUAUGGACAUUUAUGGCUAUUGGCUAGCUAGAGACCUGUUUUAGGGAAUUCUAGUCAUCGACCUUCUGAGUGACAGACAGACUCUCACCUUUCCAUCAGUGAUGCCCUGUCCUCACCCUGUGUGUGUGUGUGUGUGUGUGUGUGUGUGUGUGUGUGUGUGUGUGUGUGUGUGUGUGUGUGUGUGUGUGUGUGUGUGUGUGUGUGUGUGUGUGUGUGUGUGUAGGAGCUGAACAGGACGUGCAGGGCCAUGCAGCAGCGGGUGGUGGAGCUGAUCUCCCGGGUCUCCAACGAGGAGGUGACAGAGGAGCUGCUGCACGUCAACGACGACCUCAACAACAUCUUCCUACGAUACGAGAGGUAACACACACACAUGGGCAUGACAAUACACACAAACACACACAAUUUAGCUUACCUGACUUCUUACGCUUACAGCUACACAAAGCCCACUGGUGAACGAGGAUAUCUACUCUGUGACAUAAUGUUGGCAUGUAGAGCACAUAGUUCCAGCAGGCCCUACCUACAAGAACAGAGUUAAACAUCUUAGGCCUUGGGGACCUAUCUGGAGCACACACUUCUAUUAAACAUUUGAUGGCCUCAAAAAGUCAAAGCGUUCCUUUCAUGUUUGUUUUUUAGAGAUGAAAGAAAUGUAAAUGUAUGAUUCAUGCCGAUGCCUACGUGUUCGUUACGUUGAACUCAGAGGACUUGUCUUGUUGUGUGUUGCAGGUAUGAGAGGUACCGGUCGGGUAGAGCGGCUCAGAAUAACGGGGUGAGUUAUCUUACUGCAUCUAUGAACAACUCAACAGGAGUGGAUAUACAGGGCCUUGCAAAAGUAUUCAUCCGCCUUGGCGUUUGUGCUAUUUUGUUGCAUUACAACCUGUAAUUCAAAUUGAUUUUUAUUUGGAUUACAUGUAAUGGACAUACACAAAAUAGUCCAAAUUGGUGAAGUGAAAUAAAAAAAAUUACUUGUUUCAAAAAAUCCUAAAAAAUAAAUUACGGAAAAGUGGUGCGUGCAUAUGUAUUCACCCCCUUUGCUAUGAAGCCCCUAAAUAAGAUCUGGUGCAACCAAUUACCUUCAGAAGUCACAUAAUUAGUUCAAUAAAGUCCACCUGUGUGCAAUCUAAGUGUCACAUGAUCUGCCACAUGAUCUCAGUAUAUAUACACCUGUUCUGAAAGGCCCCAGAGUCUGCAACACCAUUAAGCAAGGGGCACCACCAAGCAAGCGGCACCAUGAAGACCAAGGAGCUCUCCAAACAGGUCAGGGACAAAGUUGUGGAGAAGUACAGAUCAGGGUUGGGUUAUAAAACAAUAUCUGAAACUUUGAACAUCCCACGGAGCACCAUUUAAAUCCAAUAUUAAAAAAUGGAACGAAUAUGGCACCACAACAAACCUGCCAAGAGAGGGCCGCCCACCAAAACUCACAGACCAGGCAAGGAGGGUAUUAAUCAGAGAGGCAACAAAGACACCAAAGAUAACCCUACAGGAGCUGCACAUUUCCACAGCGGAGAUUGGAGUAUCUGUCCAUAGGACCACUUUAAGCCGUACACUCCACAGAGCUUUUAUGGAAGAGUGGCCAGAAAAAAGCCAUUGCUUAAAGAAAAAAAUAAGCAAACACGUUUGGUGUUUGCCAAAAGGCAUGUGGGAGACUCCCCAAACAUAUGGAAGAAGGUACUCUGGUCAGAUGAGACUAAAAUUGAGCUUUUUGGCCAUCAAGGAAAACGCUAUGUCUGGCGCAGACCCAACACCUCUCAUCACCCCGAGAACACCAUCCCCACAGUGAAUCAUGGUGGUGGCAGCAUCAUGCUGUGGGGAUGUUGUUCAUCGGCAGGGACUGCGAAAACUGGUCAGAAUUGAAGGAAUGAUGGAUGGAGCUAAAUACAGGGAAAUUCUUGAGGGAAACCUGUUUCAGUCUUCCAGAGAUUUCAAACUGGGACGGAGGUUCACCUUCCAGCAGGACAAUGACGCUAAGCAUACUGCUAAAGCAACACUCGAGUAGUUUAAGGGGAAACAUUUAAAUGUUUUGGAAUGGCCUAGUCAAAGCCCAGACCUCAAUCCAAUUGAGAAUCUGUGGUAUGACUUAUAGAUUUCUCUACACCAGCGGAACCCAUCCAACUUGAAGGAGCUGGAGCAGUUUUGCCUUGAAGAAUGGGGAAAAAUCCCAGUGGCUAGAUGUGCCAAGCGUAUAGAGACAUACCCCAAGAGACUUGCAGCUGUAAUUGCUGCAAAAGGUGGCUCUACAAAGUAUUGACUUUGGGGGGGUGAAUAUUUAUGCACGCUCAAGUUUUCUAUUUUUUUGUUUUAUUUCUUGUUUGUUUCACCAAAAAAAACAUUUUGCAUCUUCAAAGUGGUAGGCAUGUUGUGUAAAUCAAAUGAUACAAACCCCCCAAAAAUCCAUUUUAAUUCCAGGUUGUAAGGCAACAAAAUAGGAAAAAUGCCAAGGGGGGUGAAUACUUUCGCAAGCCACUGUACAUGUUACUAUCUGUCAGUUUGUUGUGAUUACCACAAUGCUCUACCCACACAAUCACACAUGCUUACUUUACACACUCACUCACAACACACACACUUCAACACACACACACUUCCACAUUUCCACACUCAUCACAUACGCUGCUGUUACUGUCUAUUAUCUAUCCUGUUGCCUAGUCACUUUAUCCCUACAUAUACAGUGGGGAAAAAAAGUAUUUAGUCAGCCACCAAUUGUGCAAGUUCUCCCACUUAAAAAGAUGAGAGAGGCCUGUAAUUUUCAUCAUAGGUACACGUCAACUAUGACAGACAAAAUGAGAAUUUUUUUUCCAGAAAAUCACAUUGUAGGAUUUUUAAUGAAUUUAUUUGCAAAUUAUGGUGGAAAAUAAGUAUUUGGUCAAUAACAAAAGUUUCUCAAUACUUUGUUAUAUACCCUUUGUUGGCAAUGACACAGGUCAAACGUUUUCUGUAAGUCUUCACAAGGUUUUCACACACUGUUGCUGGUAUUUUGGCCCAUUCCUCCAUGCAGAUCUCCUCUAGAGCAGUGAUGUUUUGGGGCUGUCGCUGGGCAACACGGACUUUCAACUCCCUCCAAAGAUUUUCUAUGGGGUUGAGAUCUGGAGACUGGCUAGGCCACUCCAGGACCUUGAAAUGCUUCUUACGAAGCCACUCCUUCGUUGCCCGGGCGGUGUGUUUGGGAUCAUUGUCAUGCUGAAAGACCCAGCCACGUUUCAUCUUCAAUGCCCUUGCUGAUGGAACGAGGUUUUCACUCAAAAUCUCACGAUACAUGGCCCCAUUCAUUCUUUCCUUUACACGGAUCAGUCGUCCUGGUCCCUUUGCAGAAAAACAGCCCCAAAGCAUGAUGUUUCCACCCCCAUGCUUCACAGUAGGUAUGGUGUUCUUUGGAUGCAACUCAGCAUUCUUUGUCCUCCAAACACGACGAGUUGAGUUUUUACCAAAAAGUUAUAUUUUGGUUUCAUCUGACCAUAUGACAUUCUCCCAAUCCUCUUCUGGAUCAUCCAAAUGCACUCUAGCAAUCUUCAGACGGGCCUGGACAUGUACUGGCUUAAGCAGGGGGACACGUCUGAAACUGCAGGAUUUGAGUCCCUGGCGGCGUAGUGUGUUACUGAUGGUAGGCUUUGUUACUUUGGUCCCAGCUCUCUGCAGGUCAUUCACUAGGUCCCCCCGUGUGGUUCUGGGAUUUUUGCUCACCGUUCUUGUGAUCAUUUUGACCCCACGGGGUGAGAUCUUGCGUGGAGCCCCAGAUCGAGGGAGAUUAUCAGUGGUCUUGUAUGUCUUCCAUUUCCUAAUAAUUGCUCCCACAGUUGAUUUCUUCAAACCAAGCUGCUUACCUAUUGCAGAUUCAGUCUUCCCAGCCUGGUGCAGGUCUACAAUUUUGUUUCUGGUGUCCUUUGACAGCUCUUAGGUCUUGGCCAUAGUGGAGUUUGGAGUGUGACUGUUUGAGGUUGUGGACAGGUGUCUUUUAUACUGAUAACAAGUUCAAACAGGUGCCAUUAAUACAGGUAACGAGUGGAGGACAGAGGAGCCUCUUAAAGAAGAAGUUACAGGUCUGUGAGAGCCAGAAAUCUUGCUUGUUUGUAGGUGACCAAAUACUUAUUUUCCACCAUAAUUUGCAAAUAAAUUCAUAAAAAUCCUACAAUGUGAUUUUCUGGGAUUUUCUUUUCUCAAUUUGUCUGUCAUAGUUGACGUGUACCUAUGAUGAAAAUUACAGGCCUCUCUCAUCUUUUUAAGUGGGAGAACUUGCACAAUUGGUGGCUGACUAAAUACUUUUUUUCCCCACUGUAUGUACAUAUCUACCUCAAUUACCUCGUACCCCUGCACAUUGACUGGGUACUGCUACCCCAUGUAAAUAGCCAAGCUGUCAUUACUCAUUGUGGAUUUAUUCCUCGUGCCAUCAUUUUUAAAUAUUAUUAUAAUAUAUUUUUUUAUUGUAUUCUGCAUUGUUGGGAAGGGGCCGUAAGUAAGCAUUUCACUGUUAGUCUACACAUGUUGUUUACGAAGCAUGUGACAAAUAACAUUUGAUUUGAUUAUGUCUGAUUUGUUUCAGUGCAUUUUCAAUGUGAUAUGAUUUAGAUUGUCAAUGUUUGUGACUGAUUUGCUGCAUGUAUAGCAGUUUUAUGUCUCUGUGUGUUUCUCUGUUUCUUUGUGUCGUGGUCAGCUAAUGGAGGCAAGUAUGACAGCACUCCAUUCUAUCCCAGCUCUGUCUUGAGAUGAAUAGAGUCAAUAAGGAAAAUGUUGAAACAUGUCUUACUACAGUAAGACCAAAUGACAUGUUCACAUGGAACCUUUUAUAUAGUGGUGUUGUUCCAGAGAACUAGAAUAUGAAGUCAUUCUGUGUUCCAAUGGCACGUUGUGUUUGCUAAUCCAAGUUUAUCAUUUUAAAAGGCUAAUUGAUCAUUAGAAAACCCUUUUGCAAUUAUGUUAGCACAGCUGAAAACUGUUGUGCUGAUUUAAAUAAGCAAUAAAACUGGCCUUCUUGAGACUAGUUGAGUAUCUGGAGCAUCAGAAAUUGUGGGUUCGAUUACAGGAUCAAAAUGGGCAGAAACAAAUAACUUUCUUCUGAAACUCGUCAGUCUAUUCUUGUUCUGAGAAAUUAAGGCUAUUCCAUGCGAGAAAUUGCCAAGAAACUGAAGAUCUCGUACAACGCUGUGUACUACUCCCUUCACAGAACAGUGCAAACUGGCUCUAACCAGAAUAGAAAGAGGAAUAGUUAAAUUAAAUAGUACCCGCAAUACACCAGUCUCAACGUCAACAGUGAAGAGGCGACUCCGGGAUGCUGACCUUCUAGGCAGAGUUGCAAAGAAAAAGCCAUAUCUCAGACUGGGCAAUAAAAAUAAAAGAUUAAGAUGGGCAGACUGAGAUAUGGCUUUUUCUUUGCAACUCUGCCUAGAAGGUCAGUUUGCACUGUUCUGUGAAGGGAGUAGUACACAGCGUUGUACGAGAUCUUCAGUUUCUUGGCAAUUUCUCGCAUGGAAUAGCCUUAAUUUCUCAGAACAAGAAUAGACUGACGAGUUUCAGAAGAAAGUUAUUUGUUUCUGCCCAUUUUGAGCCUGUAAUCGAACCCACAAUUGCUGAUGCUCCAGAUACUCAACUAGUCUCAAGAAGGCCAGUUUUAUUGCUUCUUUAAAUCAGCACAACAGUUUUCAGCUGUGCUAACAUAAUUGCAAAAGGGUUUUCUAAUGAUCAAUUAGCCUUUUCAAAUUAUAAACUUGGAUUAGCAAACACAACGUGCCACUGGAACACAGGACUGAUGGUUGCUGAUAAUGGGCCUCUGUACGCCUAUGUAGACCAUAAAAAAUCAGCAGUUUCCAGCUACAAUAGCCUUUUACAACAUUAACAAUGUCUACACUGUAUUUCUGAUCAAUUUGAUGUUAUUUUAAUGGACAAAAAAAUUGCUUUUCUUUUGAAAACAAGGACAUUUCUAAGUGACCCCAAACUUUUGAACGGUAGUAUAUGUAUAUACAUUGGGGAGAACAAGUAUUUGAUACACUGCCGAUUUUUGCAGGUUUUCCUACUUACAAAGCAUGUAGAGGUCUGUAAUUGUUAUCAUAGGUACACUUCAACUGUGAGAGACGGAAUCUAAAACAAAAAUCCAGAAAAUCACAUUGUAUGAUUUUUAAGUAAUUAAUUUGCAUUUUAUUGCAUGACAUAAGUAUUUGAUACAUCAGAAAAGCAGAACUUAAUAUUUGGUAGAGAAACCUUUGUUUGCAAUUACAGAGAUCAUACGUUUCCUGUAGGUCUUGACCAGGUUUGCACAUCCUGCAGCAGGGAUUUUGGCCCACUCCUCCAUACAGACCUUCUCCAGAUCCUUCAGGUUUCGGGGCUGUCGCUGGGCAAUACGGACUUUCAGCUCCCUCCAAAGAUUUUCUAUUGGGUUCAGAUCUGGAGACUGGCUAGGCCACUCCAAGAACUUGAGAUGCUUCUUACGGAGCCACUCCUUAGUUGCCCUGGCUGUGUGUUUCGGGUCGUUGUCAUGCUGGAAGACCCAGCCACGACCCAUCUUCAAUGCUCUUACUGAGGGAAGGAGGUUGUUGGCCAAGAUCUCGUGAUACAUGGCGAGUGGAGUUUAGACCAAAAAGCUCUAUUUUUGUCUCAUCAGACCACAUGACCUUCUCCCAUUCCUCCUCUGGAUCAUCCAGAUGGUCAUUGGCAAACUUCAGACCGGCCUGGACAUGCGCUGGCUUGAGCAGGGGGACCUUGCGUGCGCUGCAGGAUUUUAAUCCAUGACGGCGUAGUGUGUUACUAAUGGUUUUCUUUGAGACUGUGGUCCCAGCUCUCUUCAGGUCAUUGACCAGGUCCUGCCGUGUAGUUCUGGGCUGAUCCCUCACCUUCCUCAUGAUCAUUGAUGCCCCACGAGGUGAGAUCUUGCAUGGAGCCCCAGACCAAGGGUGAUUGACCGUCAUCUUGAACUUCUUCCAUUUUCUAAUAAUUGCGCUAACAGUUGUUGCCUUCUCACCAAGCUGCUUGCCUAUUAUGCUGUAGCCCAUCCCAGGCUUGUGCAGGUCUACAAUUUUAUCCCUGAUGUCCUUACACAGCUCUCUGGUCUUGGCCAUUGUGGAGACGUUGGAGUCUGUUUGAUUGAGUGUGUGGACAGGUGUCUUUUAUACAGGUAACGAGUUCAAACAGGUGCAGUUAAUACAGGUAAUGAGUGGAGAACAGGAGGGCUUCUUAAAGACAAACUAACAGGUCUGUGAGAGCCGGAAUUCUUACUGGUUGGUAGGUGAUCAAAUACUUAUGUCAUGCAAUAAAAUGCAAAAUAUUACUUAAAAAUCAUACAAUGUGAUUUUCUGGAUUUUUGUUUUUGAUUCCGUCUCUCACAGUUGAAGUGUACCUAUGAUAAAAAUUACAGACCUCUACAUGCUUUGUAAGUAGGAAAACCUGCAAAAUCGGCAGUGUAUCAAAUACUUGUUCUCCCCACUGUAUAUAUAUAUAUAUAUAUAUAAGCAAACCCCUCUGAUGUCCAUAGUCUAAAAUAGAGGACAGUGAUGUGUUGGACCAGUAGACAUCUCCAGUACCUCCUACCUCUGUUAAUCUUCUCUACAGGAGCCACCGCUGUAUGUGUGUUGACUGUGUUCUGUUGUGUCUCCCUCCAGAUGCUGAGCGAAGCCACAGAGGACAACCUGAUAGACCUAACGCCAGGCUCGCCCGCUGUGGUCAGCCUCCGAGCCACCCCCACACCACCAUCCAGCGUCCCCCCCGUAGCCGCCCCCAGGGCUGGGGCUACAGGGGCUGCAGCCUCCCCUGCCCGGACCCCGGCCCUGAUCCAAGACCCUACCUCCGGCCCCUCAACUCUGUCCACUCAGCUCGCUGGCCUAGGUAAGGAUGGGGAAGGGUUCAAUAGGAACAUAAAUGGUACACUGUGUACUGUAUACAAAUGCAUUAUACUGCAAUGAUGCGUAGCCUAUAGCAUGCAACACACCGCCCAUACAUACAUGCAGCCCCAGCCCUGCCUUACACACACACACACACACACACACACACACACACACACACACACACACACACACACACACAGUGGAGUGUAAGAAGGUUUAUAAUCAGGGAAAUAAGCCCUGCUCCAUAACUCUCAUAAUGCACUGUAAAUGACUCCCCUGUUAGCCUAAAUGAUGUUGCUGCACUCUGUGGCACUAUGCUCUGGCUGAGGCCUUAGAUAGAGAAAAAUGCCUUAGCAGGCAGGGGGAGAACAUGGUAGAAUAUGCUCCUUUGAUCUAUAGUGCUUGCGUUUCAAAUGGCACUCUAUUGCCUAUGUAGUGCACUACUUUUGACCAGGGCCCAUCGGGAAUAGGGUGCCAUUUGGGACGCACACAGUGAGUGGAGUAAGAGAGGUGCUUCUGAAUUAUGAGGGAUUUUAGAGGACUGGUGAAGGAUGAUGACUGUUAUUGAUUCUAGAGGACUGGCGCAGGAUGAUGACUGUCAUUGAUUCUAGAGGAUUGGUUCAGCAUGAUGACUGUCAUUGAUUCUAGAGGACUGGUGAAGGAUGAUGACUGUCAUUGAUUCCAGAGGACUGGUGCAGGAUGUUGACUCAUUGAUUCUAGUGGACUGGUGCAGGAUGAUGACUGUUAUUAAUUCUAGAGGACUGGCGCAGGAUGAUGACUGUCAUUGAUUUUAGAGGACUGGCGCAGGAUGAUGACUGUCAUUGAUUUUAGAGGACUGGCGCAGGAUGAUGACUGUUAUUGAUUCUAGAGGACUGGCGCAGGAUGAUGACUGUCAUUGAUUUUAGAGGACUGGCGCAGGAUGAUGACUGUCAUUGGUUCUAGAGCACUGGUGCAGGAUGAUGACUGUAAUUAAUUCUAGAGGACUGGUGCAGGAUGAUGACUGUCAUUGAUUCCAGAGGACUGGUGCAGGAUGAUGACUGUCAUUGAUUCCAGAGGACUGGCGCAGGAUGUUGACUCAUUGAUUCUAGAGGACUGGCGCAGGAUGAUGACUGUUAUUGAUUCUAGAGGACUGGCGCAGGAUGAUGACUGUUAUUGAUUCUAGAGGACUGGCACAGGAUGAUGACUGUCAUUGAUUCUAGAGGACUGGUGCAGGAUGAUGACUGUAAUUGAUUCUAGAGGACUGGUGCGGGAUGAUGACUGUCAUUGAUUCCAGAGGACUGGUGCAGGAUGAUGACUCAUUGAUUCCAGAGGACUGGCGCAGGAUGAUGACUGUCAUUGAUUGUAGAGGACUGGUGCAGGAUGAUGACUGUUAUUGAUUCUAGAGGACUGGUGCAGGAUGAUGACUGUCAUUGAUUCCAGAGGACUGGCGCAGGAUGAUGACUGCCAUUGAUUCCAGAGGACUGGCGCAGGAUGAUGACUGUCAUUGAUUUUAGAGGACUGGUGCAGGAUGAUGACUGUAAUUGAUUCUAGAGGACUGGUGCAGGAUGAUGACUCAUUGAUUCCAGAGGACUGGCGCAGGAUGAUGACUGUCAUUGAUUGUAGAGGACUGGUGCAGGAUGAUGACUGUAAUUGAUUCUAGAGGACUGGUGCAGGAUGAUGACUGUUAUUGAUUCUAGAGGACUGGCGCAGGAUGAUGACUGUUAUUGAUUCUAGAGGACUGGCACAGGAUGAUGACUGUCAUUGAUUCUAGAGGACUGGUGCAGGAUGAUGACUGUAAUUGAUUCUAGAGGACUGGUGCGGGAUGAUGACUGUCAUUGAUUCCAGAGGACUGGUGCAGGAUGAUGACUCAUUGAUUCCAGAGGACUGGCGCAGGAUGAUGACUGUUAUUGAUUGUAGAGGACUGGUGCAGGAUGAUGACUGUUAUUGAUUCUAGAGGACUGGUGCAGGAGGAUGACUGUCAUUGAUUCCAGAGGACUGGCGCAGGAUGAUGACUGCCAUUGAUUCCAGAGGACUGGCGCAGGAUGAUGACUGUCAUUGAUUUUAGAGGACUGGUGCAGGAUGAUGACUGUAAUUGAUUCUAGAGGACUGGUGCAGGAUGAUGACUCAUUGAUUCCAGAGGACUGGCGCAGGAUGAUGACUGUCAUUGAUUGUAGAGGACUGGUGCAGGAUGAUGACUGUAAUUGAUUCUAGAGGACUGGUGCAGGAUGAUGACUGUCAUUGAUUCCAGAGGACUGGUGCAGGAUGAUGACUCAUUGAUUCCAGAGGACUGGCGCAGGAUGAUGACUGUCAUUGAUUGUAGAGGACUGGUGCAGGAUGAUGACUGUUAUUGAUUCUAGAGGACUGGUGCAGGAUGAUGACUGUCAUUGAUUCCAGAGGACUGGCGCAGGAUGAUGACUGCCAUUGAUUCCAGAGGACUGGCGCAGGAUGAUGACUGUCAUUGAUUUUAGAGGACUGGUGCAGGAUGAUGACUGUAAUUGAUUCUAGAGGACUGGUGCAGGAUGAUGACUCAUUGAUUCCAGAGGACUGGCGCAGGAUGAUGACUGUCAUUGAUUGUAGAGGACUGGUGCAGGAUGAUGACUGUUAUUGAUUCUAGAGGACUGGUGCAGGAUGAUGACUGUCAUUGAUUCCAGAGGACUGGCGCAGGAUGAUGACUGCCAUUGAUUCCAGAGGACUGGCGCAGGAUGAUGACUGUCAUUGAUUCUAGAGGACUGGUGCAGGAUGAUGACUGUCAUUGAUUCUAGAGGACUGGUGCAGGAUGAUGACUGUCAUUGAUUCCAGAGGACUGGUGCAGGAUGAUGACUGUUAUUGUGGACAUUUAGAUCUCAUCUCUCUUUUACUCUCUUCCCUACACCCCCUUUUACACCCUCUCUUUCUCUCUUCCUUUCUUUCUCUUCCCUCCUCUCCUCUCUCUCUCUCUCUCUCUCUCUCUGCCUCUCUCUCUCUCUCUCUCUGCCUCUCUCUCUCUCUCUCUCUGAAUCUCUCUCUCUCUCUGCCUCUCUCUCUCUCCCUAUCUCCCUCUACCUCUGCCCCUCUCUCUCUCUCUCUCUCUCUCUCUCUCUCUCUCUCUCUCUCUCUCUCUCUCCCCCUCAGAUGUGGGUGGGGACAGUGUCAGUGGUACCCUGUCCUCUCUGUCGGGCCACAACCUUGGAGACGACUUUGACAUGUUCGCUCAGACCAGGACCAGCUCUCUGGCCGACCAACGCAGAAAGUAUGGCUUCUUCAAGCUUAGCUCUCCCUUUUGCUUCUAGAACCCAUUCCAAACUUCUAGAACCCUGUUACAAUGGAUUUGCAGCUUUGAUCCUGUCGGACUCGGACUGCAGUGUGUGCAGGCUUUUGGUCACAGUCCAGCAAUAGCACACCUGAUUAAUAUAAUCAAUUUAUCAUAGUCUUCUAGUUAGGCUAACAUAAAUGUAAUCUGGUGUGUUAGAGCUGGGCUGGAACAAAAUCCUGCAAUUUGCUGUCCCCCAGGACCAGAGUUGUGAAUGUGUUUUUGUCCACUCCUGUUCUAGAGCCACUCUCAGCCUUCCAGAACAAUCUCCAUGCCACACAGUGGGACUGGCUCUAACUUGUUCUCUGUUUGUGUUUUUGUGUGUGUUUGUUGUCAGUGUGAAGUACGAGGACCCUCGGGCCCUGGGCGGGCUUGCCUCGGCUCUGGAUGUCAGACAACAGAACACCACUGGAGGGGUGAGUGCACCAAAGCAUGCUGGGGGAUGUAGUUUAGAUUCACAUCCCCCCCCCACAUUGAAGUGUAGAGUGUGGUUGACGUGCUGUUAAAAUGGUUGACAAGGUUAAUCUCUCAGCCCCUGGUCUCCUCUCUCUGCAUGUGAUUGACCUCGGCUCUCUGUAGCACAAAUGGCACCCUAUUCCCUAUAUAGUGCACUGGUCAAAAGUACUAAACUAUAUAGGGAAUAGGGUGCCAUUGGACGCAGCCUCUGACAGACUUUACCAGAGUAAUACCAGAUGAAUACAGUAGUAGACCAUGGCUAGCCAGCUCUGAAUGGUGAACUACACUCUUGUAGUGUUGUAGUAACAAACACAGACAAUAAGCAUGGCUUGUAGUCUAGUAUAACUAGGUACUCUAAAGAGGUACAUGUAAUACUCUCUCUAAACAUUUUAAACUAUAAACUCCCAUUACUUGGUCAUUCUGUCAUUCCUCAGUAUAGUUUUUUUUUGGGUGUUCUUUUCUUCCUCUUGUCUUGUUCAUUGCACUCUGUAAGACAGUAUUUGGUCACGUUAUGUGUGUCAAAGAUCAUAGGAAACCAUGCUAUUGAAUUCCACUUUUUGCAUGUCACCUUUUCUCCUUCAAAUUGUCAAAACUAUUUUUUGGAUGAGUUUUUUUUCUAGUACCACAGUCAGUCAGUACUAACAAGGCACUUUGUAAUUAUCAGGUUUUACACUACUAAACUAGAUGUAGAUUCUGCACAUGUAAGGCCAGACACAAAGUAUUAUGAAAUCUACACUCUCUCUCUCACACACACACCGAUUACACAAACCGAUUACACACACCCUUCACCCUCCAGUGCCAGUUGAGAUUGCCUCAGAUGGAAUGUAACUGCCAGUCUGGGGCUUAGUGAUCAGCUGAGGGCUCAAAGUUCAAACUCCUUAUUUCCUUCCUCCUUUCCCCAUGCGUUCACCUUUUUAUUGGAAUGAUUCUGUAUUUUUCCUCUCGUCUGUUCCCCCCCAUCUUUCCUUCUCCCCAUCUUUUCUUCAGUCUGGUUUGUUGCGUUGCAUUUGAUUUCUCUGUUUCUCUCUGUGCUCUGUUGCUCUGGUCUGGGGCUUCCUCUAUCUUCAAUCUUGUGUAAGGUCUUGUUCUGUUGUUGAUUCAGCUGAGGGUGAUAGGGGAUGAUAACCCAGAGUUGGAGCUGCCCAUAGACAGCUGGCUUAUUACCCAAGGAAUGGUGAGGACUCCAUCCUCAGUGUCCUCCCCCCUAUGUCCAGUCACCCCAUCACCCAUAUCCCCCCUUCACCCCUGGCCCCCUCGUCACCAUCCAUCCAUCCCCCUGACCAUCCAUAUCCCAGCACUGAUAAACCAGCUAGCACCAACAGUAGAAUGGAGACACAUUAGAAAAAGCCAGACGACUCCUCCAAUUGUACAAUACCCACACAAUGAUGAA